Molecule: messenger RNA, 3359 nt
Organism: Oryza brachyantha (malo sina)
Lineage: Eukaryota; Viridiplantae; Streptophyta; Magnoliopsida; Poales; Poaceae
Exons: 6
Coding region: 174-3035 (953 amino acids)
Source: RefSeq, a predicted model, not a curated record
AUCUUUCAAUUCAUCGCUCACCGGAUCAUCGCGCGCGGCAAUCGAACCGCGGCGGCGGCGACGUCGAGGAGAGCUCUCAACUCUCAAGCCCUAGGAAGGAGAGGCCGAGAAAGGGAGAGAGAAGGGGAAGCAGCCGCGCCUCGAGGAGGAGGAGGAGGAGGAGGAGGCCCCCAAUGCGCCAAAUCCAGGAGGCCUCUGCUUUCCCGGCCUCCCCUCCACCGUCUCCGGCGCCACCACGGGCUACCGCAAUGCCGCGCCCCUCCCCCUCCCCCUCCGCCACCGCCUCCCGGUUCGCCUCCUACUGGACCGCCGAGGCGCUCGCCGGAGACGACUCCCUCGCCUUCUCCGUCACCAAGGCGCUGGUGGGCGCCUCCCCGGAUUCCCUCACGGGCGCCCCUCAUGCCCUGCGGGAGCGCGUGGCGCUGCGGUGCCUGCGGGAGGUCGUCUCCCUCGCCUCCGAGGGCGAUGCCGCGGCGGCGCCGGAGGAGGCGGUGCUGGCGCCGGGGUUGCUUAGGGUGGACGCCUCCCGCACCUGCGAGGAUUUGCUGCUUGAACUCAUCCGAGAGGUUGGUAGGUCAGGAAGCUUGGAGAAGGGUAUGCUUCCGCCAUUUAGUCAAGAUAUCCAGAAGUUUAUAUGUAUAAAGAGACCUACAUUAGCUGAAACUUCUUUUGAGCUGCUCAAAGAAGUUUACCCUGAGAUCACACUUGUGGUACCACCAUCCCCAGCGGAGCAGAAUGGCAAUGAUAAAUAUGACAAUAUCAGACAUGAUCUUGAAAGUACAGAGAAGACUGGGAUCAAUACAGAUGGUUCUCAGCUUCAGCAAGACGAUCAAGCAAAUUUGGUCAAUGAAAGUAAUGCAGAAAAUCUCCAGAAGGAUACAAUGGCAACUCCUGAUUUUCACCAAUCAUCUACAUCAGACAAUAGGUGUUUUGAUCAGCCACAAGAAGAAUCUAAUGAUGCUGUUGGUGUUGACAUCAUGUAUCCAGAAGACAGACCAACUAAUGUUGAUAGACACAUAUCAGUUGCAAAUACUAAUACAGGAACAAUUUCUGAGCAGGACAUAAUAGAUCAUACAGCCAUGGUUCAAUCGCAAUCCCAGGAGAUCAAAAAUUGUAAUACACUUCACUAUAAUAAUGGAAAUGGACCACUUGAUGCUAGCAUUCAGCCACCAAAGGAUUCCAUCCAUGAAGGACCGACCAUGCAGGCAACUGUUUCUCCAGCUUUUGACAGAAGCACUGAUGCUGCUUUACCAGCAAGUACAUCUGAAAUGAGCCACUUGCCUGAGUUUAUUACUGCAGAGAAUGCAGAGGCACACAUCAGGAAAUCUCAUCGAAACUCACCGCAGCAUGAGACUGGUGAUGAAGCAAAUCAAGAUGUUGGUAUUCAGCAAGUUGCUGCUUUCCUGUCUGAAGGCUACAAUGGGCCUAUUCAAGGAGACAAAUCUGAUAUUAAAGAUCCACCAGAGAAUACUGCAGAGCAUACACAAAUAUUUGAACAAGAAAGUAGUGACAAGGCUCAUCUGGAAGUUGGUUGUUCUGACAAAGUUAAUCAAACUCUAUAUGAUGAUGGCAAUAUCAUGAGAAAGAAUAUGGACUGUGGUGGACUAAAUGUGCAGACUGCUCCAGAAUCUCAUAGCUGCAGUUUGGCCUUGCAUAACAAAAAUUCAGAUAUCAACCGUUUAUCUGAGCAGAAUAUAAAAAAGAACACAACUGCCAUUCAGAAAGAUUGCUGCAGUAUUCCAAACUCUCCUCAGGAUGUCGAUGAUACAAGAGACAAGAGAACUGUGGGAAAUACUGGGGCAGAAACAUCACAUGUGAAUUCUUCAGAGGAUAGUUUGAGUGGCUUCGCAGCUGCUGGUCUUCUGUCAAUGACUGACAAAAUACCAUUCUUUACACAGCACCAUGAUGCCAAUGGUACUGUUGAGGGCUCAUCAGAACAAGAUUUGUGCAUAAAGUGUGCCAAAGACGGUCAGUUGCUGAAAUGCAGCAGCUGCUUGUUAGCUGCUCAUGAUACAUGUUUUGGUUCAUCAGUGACAUUUGAUGAUUCUGGCCAGUUUUAUUGCCCUGUAUGCUUCUAUACUAAAGCAACUGCAGCAUAUCAAAAGGCAAAGAAAACAUAUUCUGAAGCAAGGAAGAACCUGUCAAGUUUCCUUGGUAAAAAGCAGUUGGCUGAGCAAAAUGAACAAGCUGCAUGGCAAAGAGAUGCUGACAGUGAGGGUCAUUUGAAUAGGUGUAACAACGUAUCCAAAAGGCAACGUAAUCAUCAAUCUGAAGGAAAUGGCCUGUCUCAUAGGGAUGAAGAGCCUGCCCAGCAGAGGAAGAAGCAGAAGACAAAUGCUACCAGUGAUGCUUGCGCUCAGGAAGUAGUCACUGAAAAGGCACCUGUUCAGAAUUCUGAUGUUGCACCCAUGAAUAAGCAUUCUGUACUCCAGAAUAACAUAAAACAAGCUCAGGUUGGAGAGCAUGAGCAGCCAGAGGAAAAUGCGGAAGCUAGCGGAGAAUCUGGUAACGACAAAACAACACAUUCACCUCAGAACAAGUGCAGUCCUACUGCAAAUCAUAAUGUUGACGCUGACAAAGACGGCCUUGCAAAUUCUCAACAAUCAGAAGAUUCUGAUGAAAUCGAAGCUACAUCUUCUAAUAACUCAAGCAAGCAAUCGCCUCCUUGGCGCAAGUUGAGACACCGCAAAGUAAGAUGUCAGGAUAAGGAUACAGCCAUGCCAAAUAAUUCUAAGAAAGCACUUGGGCACCAUGAUCAACAUAUGGCUUCACCAUCAAGGAAAAGGAACUAUGCAUAUCCACCCAAGCGUUACUCUAACCCUGUUGCACCAGCUGGAAGGCGCACAAAGCUCUGUUGGACAGAACAGGAGGAAGCAACUUUGAGGGAAUUAAUGGCCAAAUUCACACCAAGGGACAACGGGCCAAUUCCAUGGGUCCAGAUACUAGAGUACGGCAGGGACGUGUUCCACAGGACACGCCUCCCAUCUGACCUGAGGGUCAAAUGGAGGAACAUGAAGAAGAAAUCAGCCUCGUGACCCCAGCAAUCUAACAGCCUGUUAGAGUUAGCGCAAUCUGGUGCACAGCUAUUGUGCCAUGCAUUCUCACCUCUUAGAGACCAUUCCUAUAUUGUAAGAAUGUAAAUUUUCCUUUGAUGUGUAGGACUUGAGCAGUUCACUGAAGUUGGCUGCUGUUCUUUUUUUCUAUUUGUCAAUCUUUUUUAUAGGCUAAUUGUAAUGUAAGAGAGAGGUGUAAAUUGAUGUGUAGGACAUCAAUUUGCUUUGUUAUAUGUUUCUUUAGCAACUCAUUUGUGAUUCUUACUUGACAUAUCAAUCAGAGAUUGGUUUUCAUUUGUGUUCUUU